AGUCAGGUUUGGUUAGGAUGGUUUGAACGGUGUGUGUACGUGUUUGUACUCGAUGUGAUUGUUAAGUUUGCUGAUUUUACUGAAGUUUCUUCGGGGUUUGUGUGCUCGUUUAUUACGAUGUCAAAGAGUAAAGUUUCGGCUGAAUGGAGAAAACGAGUAAAAUCGGAGUAUAUGCGUUUGCGACAAAUGAAACGUUACAAGCGUGCAGACGAAGUCAAGAUCGCGUGGAAUCAGAAUCGUAAGGUUAUGACAGAUCUCCUUAUGGCUGAACACAAGCGUUGGAUAGAUGGAAAGGCAAUGUGGCUAGCUAUGCAGGACAUUCCAUCUCAUCUGUCUUGUAUGAAAAAGGCAGAAAUUACCAGUCCUGACGGAGAUACUCAAAGUUGUCCUGUAAAAAUAAUUAAUGCAGUGACUCCUAUACCAACUAUGUAUACAUGGGCACCAAUUCAGCAAAACUUUAUGGUAGAAGAUGAAACUGUUUUACACAACAUUCCUUAUAUGGGUGAUGAAAUUUUGGAUCAAGAUGGCACUUUUAUUGAGGAGCUUAUCAAAAAUUAUGAUGGAAAGGUUCACGGUGACAGAGAAUCAGGCUUUAUGGAUGAUUCUAUUUUUGUCGAUUUGGUGAAUGCUUUAGCAAAUUACGAGAAAGAAGACAGAGAGAGAGAACAGACGAAAAAAGGAAAGGAAACUUUGAAAGAGAAAGAGAAUCAAAAAGAAAUUGAAAAGAAAGAUUCUGAGAUAAAGGUUGAAGUAAAAGCAGAGAAAACAGAAAACGCAAAGACAGUAGCUAAUCCUCUCCCGUCAAUGCACAUAUUCAAUGCAAUAUCAAGCAUGUUUCCUGAUAAAGGAAGACCCGAGGAAUUAAAAGAAAAAUUUAUCGAAUUAACUGAAAAGUCUGAUCCAAAUGUUUUACCGCCAGAAUGUACGCCCAAUAUAGACGGUAUAAAUGCAAAAAGUGUGCCUAGAGAACAAACAAUGCAUUCCUUCCAUACUUUAUUCUGCAGAAGAUGCUUCAAAUACGACUGCUUUUUACAUCCAGCCAGGGGGACCUCGCCGCAAGGUCUUCAAGUGUGUCAUCCAGGGCCAAACUUGCUGAAGCGGAAAGGACCUGAUCUAAAGCCGUUUGCGGAACCGUGUGGUGCGGAAUGUUACAUGCACUUGGAAGGAAUGAAGGAAAAACUGGCGGCACAAGCGGCGGAUAAAGAAGAAGAAGGCGAUGAGAAACGCGGUGGUCCUAGAAAAGUGCGAAAACAAGCGAGCGUCGAUUCUGGAAACGAAGCGAGCAGCGAGGACAGCAACGACAGCAAUAAGUAUGGUCAAGAAGGCAGUUGUCAAGAAGAUUUUAAGCAAAACGUUAAUAACAAGGACGCCAAACCCGAAGAAAUAAUAAUAGAGGACCAAGCACAACCCGAAAAUCAAAUACCUUUCACGCUGAUGGAAGCUGGCAAACGGAUUAAGACAGAGAGCGAAUUUUCGUGGACGGGUUCUGAGCAGAGCUUAUUUCGAGCUCUUCACAAAGCCUUCCCCGGUAAUCCGUGCGCAAUGGCGCAAAUUAUGUUAACAAAAACUUGCCAGGAGGUGUACGAAUUUGCGCAGAAAGAAGCCUCGGAUAUUCCCGCUGUAGAAAACUUCAAAGACUUCACGCCGCCGCGAAAGAAGAAAAAGAAGCAUCGAUUGUGGUCGAUGCAUUGUAGAAAAAUACAGUUGAAGAAGGAUUCUGGUGCUAAUCAUGUGCACAAUUUCGCACCAUGCGAUCAUCCCGGUCGACAGUGCGACAACUCGUGUCCCUGCAUACAGGCACAGAAUUUCUGCGAGAAGUUCUGUCAGUGCAGUAGCGAGUGCCAGAAUCGAUUCCCCGGUUGCAGAUGCAAAGCCCAGUGCAACACGAAACAAUGUCCAUGCUAUUUAGCUGUGAGAGAAUGUGACCCGGAUCUCUGCCAAACGUGUGGCGCUGAUCAGUUUCAUAUCACUAAGAUAUCAUGCAAAAACGUUAGCGUACAGCGCGGUCUUCACAAGCAUCUGUUGAUGGCACCGUCGGAUGUGGCGGGUUGGGGAAUUUUCCUGAAAGAAUCGGCGGCGAAGAACGAGUUUAUCUCGGAAUAUUGCGGCGAAAUUAUCAGUCAGGAUGAAGCGGACAGACGUGGAAAAGUAUACGACAAAUACAUGUGCAGUUUUCUUUUUAAUCUCAAUAAUGACUUUGUCGUCGACGCGACAAGAAAAGGAAAUAAAAUAAGAUUCGCCAAUCAUUCGAUAAAUCCCAAUUGUUACGCAAAAGUAAUGAUGGUGAACGGCGACCACAGAAUAGGUAUUUUUGCUAAGAGAGCAAUCCAACCUGGUGAAGAAUUAUUUUUCGAUUACAGAUAUGGACCAACGGAGCAACUAAAAUUUGUCGGUAUCGAGCGAGAGAUGGAAUUUCUCUAAGAAUUUUAUAUUUUGUAUAGAAAUAUGCACAUAUGAACGCGCGCGGGGCAAUAGACAGAUGCAUACAGCUGAAACGUUACAAACGAAUAAAACAGUUUUAUUCGUUUAUUGUACAAUGGAAGUACAUAUAUUAUCAUUAUUAAUCCUAGUAAACAAAGUAAAAAAAAUAUGCCAGCAGAUUGGCAGCAAAUUGCAGACCAAUUGCUGCUUCUUUGCCGACAAAUGUCGAUUUUCGAUUGUGCUAUCAAUGAAUAGCGUUUUACCCACCUUUAUUUAUAUAAUAAAAUCUCAGAAUCAUUCUAUUUAUAUAUAUAUACACAUAAAUAUACAUAUGAGAAA
This is a messenger RNA of Pseudomyrmex gracilis, 2760 nucleotides long. RefSeq names its product histone-lysine N-methyltransferase E(z) (gene E(z)). Gene Ontology annotation, molecular function: histone H3K27 methyltransferase activity; protein binding. The record is from RefSeq and is a predicted model, not a curated record. NCBI's taxonomy places the organism in Eukaryota, Metazoa, Arthropoda, Insecta, Hymenoptera, Formicidae. Bases 118 to 2421 code for a protein of 767 amino acids. Gene Ontology annotation, biological process: chromatin remodeling. The transcript has 12 exons.